AUGUCUGCUUUUGAUCUGACAAACCAGAGCAUGCAGUGUGCAGAGCCUGAGACAGACUCCAUCACCCCGCGAAUUAAACUGAGGGAUGAGAUAUCUGUCUUUAUUGAUGGUAAAUGGGUGAAUGAGACCCGCUGCCAGCCAGCCUUUUCUUCCCAUCAGAUGCUCUUCAACAAGAAGGCACAAAAUGAGUGGAGUGUCUGGGAGGAGAACAGAGCCCUCUGGGAGGAAAACCAAGUCCUCUGGAUCCAAAACAGGAUGCUCUGGGAAGAAAACAAGGCUUUACAAUGUCUCCAGUCACAAAACAAAGCUGUCCAAGUUAUUUACACUGACAACAUUCAGCAAAGCCUGCAGAAGGAACAUAAGCCAUUCUCGAUUUUCCAAGAGAAGAUAAUAGGCUUUCAGGUGAGCCCAAGCCACAAAGUUCACCAGGUAGUCCAGGAAAAGUAUAGAGUCUUAAAGGAUUUCCAGCAGGAGAAUAAAACAGUCCCCAUCAACUGGGAAGGCCAAAAAGCCAUCACACUCCAUGAAGGGAGCAAAGAUGCCAGCUCAGAUCUUCAGAAGGACACUGACACCAUCACAGCUGUGGAAGAAGGUAACCCUGGACAUGGAGCUAAACCAAAGAACACCUCUCUGAAUCAAAAUAAAAUUAAGUCUGCCCCAAGCAUGCAGGGUGAUUCUGAAAUCCUCCAGGCUCUCCAGGACUUAUAUGAACUCCUCUACACCUUCCUGAAAGUGAACCAUCUCCAUGGGGAGAAACAGGGCUGUCACACUCUCUACAACACGAACAGAUCCUUCCAGGAAGAUUACAAUAAAUUGAAGCUGCAGCUGCACGCUGUGAAAAAUACCGUGUCAGACAUUAUGGCUCAAAUGGAAAUGCUGGAAAAGGAGCUCAUUGCCAUUACUUCUCCAAUGUAUGAAGCAACCAUAUAGAAACUGGCAACUGAGCAUCAGCUUGGAGAGAUGUGA
Apaloderma vittatum (bar-tailed trogon) is the source of this 966-nucleotide messenger RNA. It is a transcript of the gene CBY2, whose product is annotated as spermatid associated. NCBI's taxonomy places the organism in Eukaryota, Metazoa, Chordata, Aves, Trogoniformes, Trogonidae. The record is from RefSeq and is a predicted model, not a curated record.